Acanthosepion pharaonis is the source of this 621-nucleotide messenger RNA. The record is from the annotation of a GenBank genome assembly. Lineage: Eukaryota; Metazoa; Mollusca; Cephalopoda; Sepiida; Sepiidae.
AUGAUCUAUCUAUCUAUCUAUCUAUCUAUCUAUCUAUCUAUCUAUCUAUCUAGUAUGUUUAUAUCUAUCUAUCUUACUAUGUUUAUCUAUUUUAGUAUGUUCAUCUCUCUGUGUCUAAUCUGUCCAUUCACCCUCUCUCUAUCUUGCUAUCUAUAUCAACCUCUUCAUCUCUUCCUUUACUUUUUCUUUCUUCACUUUCCUCUUUUUUUUUUCUUUCCCUUUCUGUCUUUUGCUCUUUCAUUAUUCAGGCGUCUUUCUUUAUACAUUCAACCAUCAAUGCUUAGUAACAAAGACUCUCUUGUGCGCAUGAUCUAUCUAUCUAUCUAUCUAUCUAUCUAUCUAUCUAUCUAUCUAUCUAUCUAUCUAGUAUGUUUAUAUCCAUCUAUCUAUCUUAGUAUGUUUAUCUAUUUUAGUAUGUUCAUCUCUGUGUGUCUAAUUUGUCCAUUCACCCUCUUGCUAUCUAUAUCAACAUCUUCAUAUCUUCCUGUCUGUUCAUAUCUAUCUAUCUAUCUAUGUAUCUAUGUAUCUAUCUAUCUAUCUAUCUAUCUAUCUAUCUAUCUAUCUAUCUAUCUCCGUGUGUUUAUCUAUCUAUCUAUCUAUCUAUCUAUCUAUCUACCUUAG